Molecule: messenger RNA, 4033 nt
Organism: Klebsormidium nitens
Lineage: Eukaryota; Viridiplantae; Streptophyta; Klebsormidiophyceae; Klebsormidiales; Klebsormidiaceae
Source: the annotation of a GenBank genome assembly
AUAUUAAUUGCUCAGCCGGAGCAGGCAGAUAGCUGCAAUUGCAAUGCCAAUGGCGGAGACGCCAGUCUCUGCUCUAGCUUGAAAUUGGAUAUUUCGCCUCAGCCUCAGGAGAAUGUGAGGUUCUGACUGAUCGCAGAGCUGUCCGACUAAGUCUACAGGUCUUCGAGCAGAGAGCCUGAGCAGUCAGGAGAGCAUUCUUCUUGCGGGGGCCCUUUUGUGCGAUCACAAAUGGUCGUUACGAAGGUCACCAAAAUCUGCUGACGGUGGAGUUUUUCUCUGACAGGAUAAUCCUUCCAGCCUUGAAUCAACGAAACAUCUUUGGCUUGAGUUCUGGUUCUCACAUUCUCCGACCGUAAAAGCUUGGGGCCGUAGCCUCUUCAAACCAGGUCACGAGUCCCGCACAUUAGAAUGGAUCAGAGGAUGGGCUAUGGCGCGGGCCAGGGCGGCCCCGACAGAGGUGACGCAUUCCGGCGGCCGGAUCUGCAACAAACCCCACACACUAUGCACUCGUCCGCCUUAGGAGCCUACGGUCUUCCUGCAAGCCCCUACGCACAGCACCUGCAGGCCUUUAACCCAGGGUUUGGCCUCUCCCCCGAGGGCUUAACCCAGGCCUUCCGCGGGCAGCUCAGCCCGAGCUCUCUACCCCACACUCCUGGCUUCGCCACACCCGACGCAUAUUUCCGUGAUAGGGAGCAACUAGCGCAUCUGCAGGCAUUCGGCCAUCUGAGCGGCGGGAAUGCGGCUCAGCAAUUUACGCCUGCGCGGGAGGGGUUGUUUGCAAACCCUGGGCAAACCCAGCCGCCCCCCCGGCAAGGGGACUCUGGAUACGGCCCCCCAAACUCUUCAAUGGAAGCUGAGAUGUUGCGCCAGUUGCAGCAGGGCCUUUCAAAUGCAGAGGGCAUGUCGACACACGCGCCCGUGCCGGCCUCUCAAAACCAAGGCGGAGCUCGACCCCCACGAGAGCCAACGCCGCACCGAGAACAGGCGUUAAACAACACGCCGCAGACGGACCAGAAUCGAGAUCAUGCACCGGCGGGGGAGGAGAACGGGGACGAGGGAGAUGGCGAGGGGUCCGAUGGGACGGAGGACGACUUUUACUACAAGAAAGAGAACGGGGGGGUGACGGAGCUGGCGCAGGUGGGGGAGGACCAGGUGGAGCUGCCGAUCGAGCUGUUUGACCUGCCGUCGCUGAACCGGAUACUGAGCAUCCAGACGUGGAACCAGCACCUGAACGACGAGGAGCGGCUGCACCUGCUCAAGUUCUUGCCGCAGCUGCCGGACGUACACCUGCAGGAUACCCUGGACAAGCUGCUGAAGGGCGCCAACUUCAACUUCGACAGCCCGAUGCAAGAGCUUUGGGAGCGAUUACAAGGAGGCGAGUGCAGCCCGCGCGUGGCGCGCUACGCGGAGGGGUUGCUGUAUCUGCAGAAAAAGGAGCACACCCACAGGCUGCGAGAGUACCACAACAGCAUGGUCAAUAACCUGGUGCAAAUGCGCUCCCUCUGGCAGCAGUUUCCCACUGCAGAGCUCCCCGAACGACUCGCAAUGUGGGAGCGCUUCUCUCGCAACGAACCGUUGAACAAAACGGCGCCCCUGAAACCGCUUCCGCCUUCGUUAGAGCCUUCCACGGCUCAGGUUGAUGGGGUCAUUAAAAAUGAAAGCGAGAGCGCAGAACCGGGAGAGAAUGGUCUGGAGCAGGAACGACCAAAGAAGAAAGCUGCGAAGAAGAGCGUCGAGGGCGGCAAGAAAAGCGAGGAGGCGGGGGCGAAAACGAGUGCUGAAAAGAAGGGGGUAAAGGCGGAGUCCGAAAAGAAGGGGGACAAAGCAAGCCCGGAAAAGAAGGGGGGAAAGAGUAAGAAAGCGGUCGAGGAUGCGCCAGCGGGAGGGGAUGCGGAAAUGGGUCACCAGGAAAAGGCGGUUAAGAAGGUUAAGCGGAAACAGCCGCCUAAAGAAGAGCCCGCCCCCGCCCCUAAAAAGGCGAAGCUCGAUCUGGAAAAGGACCCCGAAGCAGAACCCUCGUCUCAAACCGAACCCCCGACUCAAAUUGACGGCGAGUCUCAGUCAUUCGAGCCUCUUCGCAUUUUGGCCGCUGUUCGGGGGGCUCUUCUAGACAGUUCUUCGCCCGCUCUUUCGACGUCCGAAGUCGAGGCAGCUGUGCGGGAAACCCCGGGGGAUCCCUCCGUGCUGUCCGCCCCGGGGUUUACGGAAAUCGUACGGGCGGCGCUGCGGGCCCUGUCAACGAAGCCGGUCGAUUUGAGGACGAAGAAAGCGCUGGCGAAGUUCGACAGGGAAACGAAAACAUGGGCCUGGACAGGGCCCCGGCCGCUGGCGGACGAAGAUCUAGGCGCGGCGGAAACGGGCGCAGGGGCGUGGCGCAUCGAGCCCGAGUUUCAGAAACAGGUCGCGGACAACUUUGUGGCGCGGCUGAAGCAGCCGAAGAAAGAGCCCGUUUCUGAAGUGGCCGGAAACGCCGAAGCGGAAGAAGCACCGGCGCCGAGCGAAAGCGAGAAAGCGGAGCCGGCGGGGGGGUCCGGAAGAGGGGAGGAAGAGGAGGGGGGAAAGAAGCAGGUUAAGCGGCGGGUUAAGAAGGAAGAAGGGCAGGAGAAGGAAAAGGGGGGAGCAGGGAAGGGAGCGGUCGUGGCCCCUCCUCUGAAGUCGACGGCAGAGCAACUAGAAAGGUUCCAGAAGGAGGAGUGGAUGCGAUACAUGGCGCCGGAAAAAGCGUUUAGGUACACAGCCGCCGACGGCGGCCUGUCAAUGGUCGCCGGAAUCCGCGGCGCCGGAAAAGGAAAGUCCAAAGGCAAAGCCCGCGAGCACUUUAUGCUCAAAAGCGACCGGCCUCCGGAGGUCACGAUCCUGUGCCUCGUGCGCGACGCGGCCGCGCGCUUUCAUGACGGCGUGGGCACGCGUGCUGACGUGUGCAGCCUCAUCCGAGAGAGCCGGUACAUCAACGAUGACGUACCGGAGAACCAGCUGAACAACAUCGUGAGCGGCGCGAUGGACCGGCUGCACUACGAGGCGGACCCGUGCAUCCGGUUCGACUCGGAGCGCAAGGUGUGGAUCUACCUGCACCGCGACCGCGCCGAGGCGGACUUCCAGCAGGACGGCACCAAGAACACGCGCAAGUGGGCCGCCAAGCGCAAGAAGCCGGGCGACGACCAGGAGGGGGACGAGGACGAGGGGGAUCCCCCGGAGGAGGCGGAAGAGAAGCCCAAGCCGAAGAAGCGGGCCAAGAAGGAGCCGACCCCGGGGGACGGCCCCGACCCGCCGAAAGAAAAGAAGAAGCGCAAAUCCAAGGCGCAGCAAAAGGCGGAGGAGGCGGCGGCGGCGGAGCCUGCUGAGGAAAGGAUGACGUCAGCAAAGGCGGAGGAGAGCGACUCGGAGGACCAGGUGCUGGCGGCGGGGUUGGGGCAGCGGGCGCGGUCGGUCUCGGAGAAACCGGCGGGGCGCGGCGAGAGCGAGGUGGACGGGCCGCCGAUUGUGUACACCGGGGGGGUGAACGGGGGGGCGGAGUAUGGGGGGGCGGUGGUUAUGCAGCCGGUCGGGUAUGUGAACGAUAACGCGCCGUUGGAGUAUCCGGGGAGUCAGCCGCGAAGGCUGAUUGAUUUGCAGGAGGUCGCGAUGGAUGAGGAUGAGAACGAGGAUGAGGAGGAUGAGGAGGAGACGGAUGAUGAAGGGACGCCGUAACCGGAGAGAUGGUGCGCUUUUGGAGAGGCUGACGGAGUUGUUCUCGCGAGAGAGAUAUCAGUGAACGAAGAUGCAUGCGACUGACAACAUAUGGUGAUGCGCACGUAUGCGCAAAGAGGGGUCAGCAAAAUCUGCGGCACUGAUACGUAUUCAUCCUACAAAGAUUGUCACUGAAUUGGGUCCAUUAAUGAUCCCACAUCUAUUUUGAGACACAGGCAGCUUUGGCAAGAUGCUGCGCACCUGGUUCUCAGCCUACUGACUAGUCAAAGAACGCAAGCCAGCUAGCUGCGACAUGGCAUGACAUCCGUGGCCCCACUCGAUAGACAACAUAUGGUGCUAAUCUCAC